Dendroctonus ponderosae (mountain pine beetle) is the source of this 3134-nucleotide messenger RNA. RefSeq names its product myotubularin-related protein 14 (gene EDTP). NCBI's taxonomy places the organism in Eukaryota, Metazoa, Arthropoda, Insecta, Coleoptera, Curculionidae. The transcript has 11 exons. Bases 217 to 2076 code for a protein of 619 amino acids. Gene Ontology annotation, molecular function: phosphatidylinositol-3-phosphate phosphatase activity. Gene Ontology annotation, biological process: dephosphorylation. The record is from RefSeq and is a predicted model, not a curated record.
GUGUAUUUUUAAUUUUUUUAGUUACUUUUGUCGAUAGCUGCUGAUAGUUUAUGUUUUCCUAAUGGUAAAUAAAGAGAUUCCUGUGAACUAGAGAAGACAUUUUAUUUCUAACUCACUGAUGUGGUUUAAUGUGUUAGUGUUGGCUGAACAGAACGGUUUACCCAAAAAUUAAUUUAUUUUCGAAAUUUCAUUGCUAAUAUUUAGAAUUUUUUUUAAAUGGAGGUUAUCGAAGAUAUAACGCCAGAAUACGCGGAGAAGGAAAUAAACGAACUUCUCAAACACUUCUCGACCAACACCUACGAUGCAACAGCAACGUAUACUUCAGAGCCUCGUCCAUAUUUGAGUGACUCAAUUAAACUAUUGGAGAAGGACUACAGUAUUGUCAAACUUGAUAACAAACUUGGAAAGUUGUGUCCUCAAUAUCCCGAAAUAAUUCCGAUUAUGGAAUCACCUCGCAGCGUUACCACUAUUUUUGAGAACACAGAUGAGGUUGAAACUGUCACUUUAGAUCUUUCCAAAAUAGCUGAAUUGUGCGAAGGUGCGAAAAUUGCCAGAUGUCGUCAACGGUUUGUUGUUCCCGUAAUUUUAUUCAAUGGGAAAUACGUUUGCCGAUCUUCCACUUUGGCUAGUAAACCUGAGAUGUGCUAUCGUACUGGCUUGUCUAAUGUAGCUGGUUAUGAGUUACUGAACUCUGUUAAAGAGUUCUGGUGGCCAGACGAAGGUUUGGAAAUGAGCUCCAAUGAAGAUGAAACCGCAGGGUCUGAGCCAUAUGAUGAUGAUGCUAAGGUGAAAACGAUCUGUGAUAAACUCCGUAAUUUAGAUAUUAAGCUUUUGAAGAUGUAUAAUGUUAAGUCCAUUGUUGAUAUUAUGGUAGAAAAUAGAAAGUACAAGCAUUCUCUUUGUGUAAGUGCCUCUGAAAAAGUAGACGCUGCACGCUAUUCCAGUUUUGAUCUAAUAUGUCUGCCCUAUCCUGGCUGUGAAUUUUUUAAAGAUUAUCAUGAUGCAAAUUAUCAAGCUCGUGGGCUAGUUUAUGAUUGGGAAAGUCCGUUAAACGAUGCGGUUAUAUCAGUUCCAGAUGAUAAUAUAAACAGAGGUCUUGGGAUCUCGUGGGAGCAAUACAAGAAGUGGGAUUUGAUUCGCAUUACGAAGAACUAUAUGAAGUACAUUUUGAAUCGCUUAGAGGAGGAUUCUUCUGGUCUCCUUCUUCACUGUAUCAGUGGAUGGGAUAGAACCCCCUUAUUCAUAAGCUUAAUACGCCUAAGUCUCUGGGCAGACGGUUUAAUCCAUCGUAGUUUGAAUGCACAUGAAAUUCUUUAUUUUACUUUGGCUUAUGACUGGUAUCUUUUUGGUCAUCACUUGUCGAACCGGCUCUAUAAAACCGAGGAAAUUAUGGCAUUCUGCUUCGAUUUUCUACGUCAUUUAGGUGAUAUCAAGUACUCUGCAAUAAGAAGAUGUUCGGGUGAGAGCAGAUCGGAACUGACCGCUGAAGAAGGUGAUGCACCAGUGCAGGGUAGCCGCUCUUCCUCAACUGAUCCAGAAGCACCAUUAGAUGCCCACGAAACUUCUACGGAUUCCAACGCUUCUGAUACCUCAGACGAAAGGAUUACUGCAGAAAUUACGGACCCUCUUCGGAAUGAUAGUGACUCCGAGGAUAUGAACUGUGGCAAGACGCCAUCUCCAACAAGUCCAAGCCAAAUACGAACUCCGCCAGCCGGUGGAAGACGUCGCACUGAAAGCACUGGAAGUUUGGAAAUAAUCGGCGAUACUGGCAGCGUGGAAAAAGAAUACUCUUCCAAACCUCUAAGAGUUCAACGAUUACAAAAAGUUCGGACCAUCUUCUCUUCGUGUUACCAGAAAACCGUUAAAAACGAAACUUUUGGACCUCCAAAGAAAUCCUUAGUGGAAGAAGUGGUCUCUUGUAUUCCAGUAUGGAGCGACUGGUCACGAUAUCUGAGUAUGCCAAAAGCAAUUACGGGCGGCGAUGCCGAUGGCGACAAUGGUAGCAUUGAAACGCUACCCGUUUCGGAAUCAAACGGCAAUUCUGCUGAAAAUAAUGAAACUGAUAAGACCGGUUAAAUUUCUUACGGGUCAGAUUGUCGCUGUUUAGCCAACUAGCCUGAAUUACCCAGAACAACCAUCGAAUUACCAAAUUUUAAUAUUAUUUAUAUUUGUUUUCAAUCGACUGAUUAGUUUUAAUAACUGCUAGAGCCGAGCAAUAUUUUUAAUCAACAACUGAAAUAUUUGUGAUUAAUCUCAGCUAAAAAAGUACGUACUGUUUUGCAGGAAAAAAUCAGGUGAUCUAACAAAAAUCAUAAAUAUUUUUCAGUUAUUGAUUAAUAUUCCAAUAAGCCGUCAAUAGGAUCAAAAUUAUGUUACCCUUCCGAUAACUCAUCACAGUUGAACCGGACUCAAUCUGGCAUAAUUAUGUUUGCACUAUUCCACAUUGAUCAGUUACCCGCCAAAAAUUCAGCACACAGCAUUUAAAAUUUUGUGUUAAUUUCUGAAAGUAUUUAGCAGCUACUCAGAAAGAUUUUAUUUACUGUUAUACGUCUUUAACUAGUAUUUGUUAUUCUUAAUCAUCCACAAGUUCCUAAAAGCCAGUAGUAAUAUACAGACUAUUCCUAGUCGAUAUAUUUUUCUACAAUAUCUACAGUAUUUAGUUAAAAAAAAGUGGAUUUGCAGUCGUGGGCGGUUUGUCAUAUCUGUUACAUGUUAGAUCUUUGGAAGGAAAAGAAAUUUAAAAAUAUCAAAUGUAUUUACAGCUUCUAGACAAAAAUCGAUCAACCAUUUUCUUUCGCCGCCGAAUGUGACAUUAGUUUAAGUCUUCCAAAAAUUUAUUCAACUUAAAUUAAUGUUCCAAAAAUAUGUUCAAUGUUUGUUUUGUAUUAUUGUUAUUAAUAAGUUUUUGGCAAUACGCCGUGUACUAUAAGAAAACCGUUUAGUAUUGUGAAAUAUGAUUGAAAAGCAAUAUUUCAAUUUAAAUUAUUGUGGCCAAAAACUUUGGUGAGUAUUUAAACUCAUUUGCUUAAUUGUGUUAUAUAAGUAUUAUUAAUUUUUUUAUUUUUAUAUAAACAGGGAAGUUUUUAACUUGUUUGUACCCCUAUUGAAAUAAAGCUCAAAGUUCUAAUUUAAAA